UAGAUAAUACCAUUUCCUUCCCAUAUCUGUCCCAACAUACAAUUAUCCUUAAAUCAUGCACGCCUGCGCACGCACACAUGCACACACACACACAAAUUAUGAAUCAAUGAAUCAAACAAUAACAGACUUGGUAUAACAUAAUCAUAUACUAUCACUUUCUUAGGGCCAGAUGGACACCAAUCUGAGUACCUUCUUGACUGGCUGUGGAAGAACAGUUACAAUGGUCUCCAAAAUUCAGACACUUACCACCCUAAACUGUGGAACAGGCAGAGUGUGGAACUGAAGAACAUUGCACAAGUGGACAUGUCUCAGUAUAUGAACACAGAUGCAGGUGUUUAUGAUGUUGUCAAAUCUAUUGUGGAUUUUGGUGUUGGAAUUGUAAAAAAUGUGCCUGCAACAAAAGAAGCCACAGACAAGGUUGUGCAGCAAAUUGCUCAUGUUCAGCACACCAUGUUUGGUGGCAUGUGGGAGUUCAGUGAUCACCUAGACCAUUAUGACACUGCUUACACACGCCAGGCCCUGGGAGCACAUACUGACAACACCUACUUCACUGAAGCUGCAGGGCUGCAGGUUUUCCACUGUCUGCACCAUGAUGGUGAGGGCGGAGAGACAUUGCUGGUGGAUGGAUUCCGAGCAGCCUAUGAUCUAAAACAGACACAUCCAAAAAGUUUCCAGCGGCUCAGCACACUACCCAUUGAAGCUGAAUAUCUGGAGGCUGGAAAGCAUUACAUCAAUGUAGAUUCCAUGCUUAAAUUACACCCUCUUACUAAGAAGUUACAACAGAUAAGGUUCAAUCUAAAUGAUCGGGCACCAAUGAGAAUACUGGCAGCUGAACAGAUUUCUCAACUAUAUGAAGAUAUCCAGUCAUUUUCUGCUAAAGUGAAAGACCCAGAGGGAGAAUGGUGGUUUAAGCUUCAUCCUGGCAUGGUUCUGUUCAUUGAUAACUGGAGAGUUCUUCAUGGACGAGCAUCCUAUACAGGUCAUAGGAAGAUGACUGGCUGUUAUAUAAGUCGAUCUGACUAUAUCAGUAAAGCUAAAGUUCUUGAGAUUAUAUAGUAUCUUUCCACAGGACCAAUGGAUAGCUUGAGGAUGACAGCCUCAAACAUCAAAAGAAAGAAUGCACUGCAAUUAGAAAACUUGCUGCAAAAUUGUUUUUAGUAUAUUAUAAAUGCAAAGCCCUAAUUUAUUCCAAUGGUUGAUUUUUUAUUUUAACACUAUCUCACUUUUAUUUUAAAUUGUAUCAGUUUUCUCAAACCUCCUUUAUAGAAAACGUAUAUAACUUAAAACAUUGAUUUCAUUAAGAACUAAAACUUUUAUUUUAAAAGUAUUCAGUAAAUAUUUAACAAAACACAAAGAACAAUGAAUGCUGCUGCAAUGCAAUAAUAUUGCAAAAAAUGAACAUCAAAUCCUACAAGGUAUGCAAAAUUCAAAGAACAAUUAUGAAAAAUACAUGCACUCUGUCCUUCCAUUCACUUUUUCAAUCAAAUUGGAUACAAGUAGGCUACAACGAUUUACAUUCUGCAUUAAUAUUUCUGAACUGUGUCACAUCUGGCAAUGUCAUCUUUAACACAGUUACCACUUGUAAUUAUUUUAUGCUGUAAAAAACAACAGUGGGUGAAAGCUGCAAUCAUUUGCUGUGCUUCUGUUACUUAGCAACACAUUCUUUAGAGCAUCAGCACAUAAACAUAUGUAUGCGUGACAAAGGACUCUCUGUCUGGGUUUAGGAAAUGAACAUUAAAACUUGGAUCAUUCAACUAAAACUAAUUUAUUUGUAUGAAAAAGCCAUCACCAGAUCAUUAUAUAAAUAUUGUAUAAACAAAAUAUAACAGAAUAUUACAAAAUUUGUGUGUACAU
This is a messenger RNA of Cryptotermes secundus, 1854 nucleotides long. RefSeq names its product trimethyllysine dioxygenase, mitochondrial (gene Tmlh). The transcript has 4 exons. The record is from RefSeq and is a predicted model, not a curated record. Gene Ontology annotation, cellular component: mitochondrion. Lineage: Eukaryota; Metazoa; Arthropoda; Insecta; Blattodea; Kalotermitidae. Gene Ontology annotation, biological process: carnitine biosynthetic process. The coding region runs from base 304 to 1056 and encodes 250 amino acids. Gene Ontology annotation, molecular function: trimethyllysine dioxygenase activity; iron ion binding.